Messenger RNA from Acipenser ruthenus (sterlet), 1452 nucleotides. Its product is annotated as ubiquitin-conjugating enzyme E2 E3. Gene Ontology annotation, cellular component: nucleus. The transcript is spliced from 6 exons. Gene Ontology annotation, molecular function: ubiquitin conjugating enzyme activity. The record is from RefSeq and is a predicted model, not a curated record. Gene Ontology annotation, biological process: protein polyubiquitination. Bases 279 to 908 code for a protein of 209 amino acids. NCBI's taxonomy places the organism in Eukaryota, Metazoa, Chordata, Actinopteri, Acipenseriformes, Acipenseridae.
AGUUUACCGCUGAGUCUGCUAUUUUGCCCAUUCUCCUACGGAGGGAGUAAUGUAGAAGAGCCACCCCUCCUGUCUCUCUGCUCUGAGUCCCGAGACUGGUUCGCCGUUCAGCGCCACCUGCAGCAUCCAAGCCCAUAGUACAGUGCCUCCUCUCUUUCCGAUUCUCCAAUGUUCACAGCUCGGCCGGAGCCUGUCGUCUUCCUGGCUCCAUUUCCACAGGAUUUUUACCACUACUAACAGCCCCAGAUCAGGACAGGACCGCACAAAAGGGGGGGAUAAUGUCCAGUGACAGACAAAGAUCAGAUGAUGAAAGUCCAAGCACCAGCAGUGGCAGCUCGGAUGCGGAUCAGAGGGACCCGCCAGCACCAGAACCAGAAGAACAAGAGGAGAGAAAACAGCCGACAGCAGCCCAGCAGCAAAAGAAAAGUACCAAAUUGUCCAGUAAAACUACAGCUAAAUUGUCGACCAGUGCUAAACGAAUUCAGAAGGAGCUAGCUGAAAUUACUCUGGAUCCGCCUCCAAACUGCAGUGCUGGUCCAAAAGGAGACAAUAUAUAUGAAUGGCGGUCUACCAUCCUAGGGCCCCCAGGUUCAGUGUAUGAAGGAGGAGUUUUCUUUCUGGAUAUUACUUUUUCCUCUGACUACCCCUUUAAACCACCAAAGGUCACUUUCCGCACUCGGAUUUAUCACUGCAAUAUCAACAGUCAGGGAGUCAUCUGCCUGGAUAUUCUGAAAGACAACUGGAGCCCAGCUCUGACUAUCUCAAAGGUUCUCUUGUCUAUCUGUUCCCUCCUGACGGAUUGCAAUCCCGCGGAUCCUCUGGUUGGAAGUAUAGCCACUCAGUAUUUGACCAACAGAGCAGAGCAUGACAGAAUAGCCAGGCAGUGGACCAAGAGAUAUGCAACAUAAAUAACAGGACCUCUUGUGCAGUGUGAAGAAUCAGGAGGCAACUUUACAACAUGCAACAAAUCUUUAUAGCCUUUACAAUACGGACUUCUGUGUAUAUGUUAUACUGGUUCUACUCUCUGCUUUUAUCCUAUGAAGACUGGGAGGAGAUCCUGAAAAGGUAAAUGCUGUCAGAGUAGAAUUUUGUAGCUGUAGAUUUUAGUUAUGUUUAAAUGCCUACUUGCAAGUCUUGCUUCUUUGGGAUAUCAAAAUGUAUUUUGUGAUGUAAUAAGGAAACUAUUCCUAAAGUCAACCAAAUAUUAUGGUGCAUUUUAGCCUAAUCCAUUAUCUGUUUGAAGUUAAAUAAAACAAAUAGCUGUAGAUUAUUAGGAAUUAUGUCAUUUAUAUUAAACCCAGAUCCAUUUCCAGUUAUGUGGUACAUGCUGUUGUGAACUCUGUUUUACCUUUGUCAAUUUGUAAGAGAUUUCAUUUAACCUUUUGUAGCUCAAAAAAUUAUGAGCAACCACUGUAACAUCCCGAAACACAAUAAACUUGUUCCGCAGGGUAA